AUGGGUAUCACCCUAAGGCCACCUUGGUCUUUUGAACUGAAAUAUUCCAUCAAGGCUGGUGACAGCGAAGGCAUCUUCCAAGCUGAGGACUUUCUAUUGGGAGAUUUUUGUUUCCUCCGCAUAUUUACAAGUGGAGCCAGCGGUGCCAUAUUGAAUCGGGAAGUACAAGACAACUUCACUCUUACAGUAAAGGCAUCUACGCAAGGAGGCCUAGAGGCCUUUGCCACCGUUUAUAUCAAAGUUUUGGACACGAAUGACCUCCGACCUCUGUUUUCCCCAACCUUCUAUUCAUUUGUUGUUUCUGAAAGUGCCCCUGUGGGCACCAGCAUAGGAUGUGUAACAGCAACAGAUGCUGACAUCAAUUCCAAUGGGGAGUUUUACUACUUUUUCAAGAACAGAAUAGAACUCUUUGCUGUUCAUCCGACCAGUGGGGUCAUAACCCUGACGGGUCUACCAAGGAUGGACAGUAAAAAACGUUUUGAGCUGGAGGUGCAAGUGAUAGACCGAGGAAUGAAACUCUAUGGGAACAAUGGUAUUAGCAGCACUGCUAGGUUAGUUGUAACUGUGGAGCGGGUUAAUGAAUUUGCUCCUGUUCUCAGUGCAGUCGCUGUCGUCCCCUCACUGACAGAAAAAGACCCAGUGUAUGCCAUAGUGACUGUGGAAGAUGAAGAUGAGGGGCUUUCUGGGGAUAUAGAAUGGGUGUCAAUUAUUGAAGGUGACCCUUUGGAGCAGUUUGUUAUUGAUCGCUCACCUGUUGGAAACGAGUACAUGGUUAAAUCAUCAGAAAUGGCACCAAAGUUUGAGGCCUUACCUCCAAGCAUUAUGGUGAGAGAAGACCAGGCUGUGGGCAGCAGUGUGUUUCAGGUGCGUGCACGAGAUGGAGACACAGGCUUGAAUGGCUGCGUUCUCUUUUGUUUUUCUGAUGGCAACAGAGAAACCAGGUUUAAUAUCAACAUGGAGAAUGGGAUUAUGACUGUAUUGUAUCCACUUGACCGUGAGAAAGUGGAUCGGUACUUCCUCAAUAUCACCAUCUACGAUCAGGGCACUCCUCAAAUGUCUAACUGGAGAGUAUUGACAGUGAUAAUUGAGGAUGUAAAUGACAAUGAUCCCCAGUUUGAUCAGGAUGCCUACUCUGCUGUAGCUCCAGAAAACUCAGAUAUUGGCAUGGAAAUUAUUAAAAUCACUGCAUUCGACAGAGAUGUGGGACAGAAUGGACAACUCUCAUACGCAAUGCUGACCAGUGUCUCUCAGUUUGGUAUUGACAGUGAGAGUGGAAGUGUAUUUGUGGCCAGCCAGCUGGACAGAGAAUCAACUCCAAUGUUCAUAUUGAAGAUUGAAGUGAAAGACAAGGCAGAAAGAGGCACUCGAAGGUCGUCAGUGACUACUCUACGUAUAACAGUAGAGGACAUCAAUGACUGCUCCCCAGCCUUCAUCCCGAGCAGCUUUAGUGCGCGAGUACCAGAGGACCUGCCAACGGGGACUGUGAUUACCUGGAUGCAGGCUCAGGACCCAGACAUUGGAGCUGGUGGACAAGUUCGAUACUCCUUGGUUAAUGACUUCAAUGAGACAUUUGAGAUCAAUGUCUUAAGCGGUCUGCUGAGGUUAAAAAAGGAGUUGGACUAUGAGACAAAACAGUUUUACAACCUGACUGUGCUUGCUGAGGAUAGAGGAGUACCCAGCCUAAGGAGCCAAACAUUUGCGGAGGUAGAGGUGGUGGAUGUCAAUGAAAAUUUAUAUGCACCGUACUUCCCCGACUUUGCCAUGAGAGGCUCUGUGAAGGAGAACUCUCGUGCAGGGACAAGCGUCCUGACAGUCAGCGCCAAGGAUGAUGACAAGGGACGAGAUGGCGUGUUGAGGUACUCUGUCCGUGGAGGCAGCGGACUGGGCACUUUCACAAUCGACGAAGACACAGGAGUGAUUUACACGGCUGGAGUCCUGGAUUGUGAAACCAAAGACUCCUACUGGCUCACUGUCUAUGCCACGGAUAGAGGGGCUGCUCCCCUGUCUGCUUCUGUUGAGGUGUUCAUUCAGGUGGAAGAUGUCAACGAUAAUGCUCCCCUAACCUCGGAUCCUAUCUACCAUCCAGUCAUUAUGGAGAACUCGCCAAAGGAUGUGCCAGUCAUUCAUAUUCAAGCUCAAGACCCUGACCUUACAGCCACACCCAGUCGACUGAGUUACCGCAUUACGGCUGGAAAUCCACAGAAUUUCUUCACUAUCAAUCCUAAAACAGGUCUGAUCACAACAACCGCAAGAAAACUGGAUAGGGAACAACAAGCCGAGCACUUUUUAGAGGUUACAGUAAUAGAUGGCCCUGUGACGACCCGGCAGUCUACAGUGUGGGUCAUAGUGCACAUCGACGAUGAGAAUGACAACCCGCCAACCUUCCCGGAGGUCACUUAUCGCAUCAGCUUGCCUGAACGAGACCGGAACAAACGGGGCGAACCUGUAUACCGUGUCUUUGCAUAUGACCGUGACUCUGGAGCAAAUGGUAACAUCACCUACGCUAUCAUUGAUGGUAACGAGGAGGAAAAGUUCAUUAUUGAUCCCAGGACUGGUGUGGUGUCAUCAAAGAAAAUGGUGACAGCAGGCAGCUCCGACAUCCUAACUAUAAAAGCAGAAGACAGUGGAGAUCCGCCACUUUGGUCUACUGUCAAACUCUAUGUGGAAUGGAUUCGCAAACCUGUGCCCUCGCAGGUGCCCCUAGUCUUCACCCAGAGGUCCUACAAUUUCUCCAUCUCAGAGACAACUGCUGUUGCUCAGCCGGUGGGUGUGGUGGCUGUUAGCCAGUCGAGCACACCUGUCUGGUUCAGUAUCAUCGGUGGACGGCUUGCCAAAGAAAUGUUCUACAUUCCGCAGAAUGCAUGUGGAAGAAACUGCUCUCUGGACACAGGGAGCUUUGACAUGCAGUUUGAUCUUCAAGUUGGAGUUGGGACUCUGGUGGUGGCCAAGCCCCUGGAUGCAGAGCUGCAGUCAGUAUACAACAUGACUGUACAAGUGACCGAUGGGACCAAUUUAGCCACAACACAGGUUUUCAUCCGCGUCCAAGAUAGCAAUGACAACCCACCAGUCUUCUCACAGCCAGCCUAUGACAUCAGUGUCUCAGAGGAUGUUCCAGCCGACAUGGAGAUUCUGCGGGUCAAAGCGUCAGAUAAGGAUGAGCGUGCCCGUUUAAGCUUCUCCAUUUACGGCAGUGUGGACCCAGCCAGUAUGAGACUGUUCAAUGUCAAUCCUGGAACAGGAGUUGUUUACGUUGCGGACAGCCUGGACUAUGAGGCCAGAACUCAGCACAUCCUCACGAUUAUGGUUAAGGAUCAGGAGUUUCCAUUUAACCGGGACUUGGCUCGUAUUCUGGUGGCAGUUGAGGACAUCAACGAUAACAUUCCCUACUUCACCAGCACAGUGUACGAUGCUGUGGCCUAUGAGACUUUUCCUGUCGGCACGUCUGUGUUGCAGGUGACAGCCCUGGACAAAGAUAAUGGGAUUAAUGGUCAACUCAUAUAUAACAUUGACGCAGGUAACACAGGGGGGGUGUUUGCCAUUGAUAAUACCACAGGCCUUAUCUUCAUUGCAAAGAACCUGGACUUCAGCUCUGUGGGCUUUUACACCCUCACUGUGCGUGCCACAGACAGCGGAUUUCCUCAGUUAAUGGCCACAGCUUCAGUUCGCAUUUCCUUAAUACUCUCUGACAUCUCCAAACCCAAAUUCUCUCAGAAGGAAUAUCAGGCUGAGAUAAUGGAGAACAACAGGAUUGGAACACAUGUCAUCACUGUUACUGCCUUCAGUCGCUCCCCACUUGUUUAUGACAUCACCAGAGGCAAUGAGGAGCGCCGCUUCUUUAUUAACCAUUACACUGGUGUAAUCACUACUCAAAAAAUGCUAGAUUUUGAGCAAACAACUUCCUACUUCUUGACGGUGCGUGCUCUGAGCAUGGCCGGGGUGGAGGCCAGCACCACUGUCAUUGUCCAAGUAGGGGAUGUGAAUGAUAACCCACCUCAAUUCCAACAGAUCAGGUAUGUGGGCAGAGUCAGUGAGGCUGCUCCCGUCAACAGCGUGGUCAUGGGGGAGGACGGUAACCCUUUGGUUAUACGGGCUGUUGAUAAUGACCGCAAUCAUAAUGCCCUGUUAGUGUUCCAGAUAAUAGAUGAGACCGCUCGUAUGUUUUUCAGUGUGGACUCUGGGACUGGGUCUAUUAGAACUAUUGCGGUUCUGGACUAUGAAACCUUCUCAGAGUUCGUCUUUCGGGUUCACGUUCGAGACAGUGGUUUGCCUCCUAUGAGCGCUGACGGCCCAGCAGAGGUUAUCAACAUCAAUGACUCACCCCCAAAGUUCUCCCAGGACAUUUAUGAGACGGUCCUCCUGCUGCCUACCUACGUGGGCGUGGAAAUCCUCAGGAUUGAGGCUUUAGACCCUGAUAUUACUGCUGAUUCUGACAAGUCUGUCACACCCCUACUGGCCUACUCUCUUGUUGACAGAAAUAUGGAACACUUUUCAGUGGAACGCUACACAGGACUUGUGACAGUAAUCAAUCAGAACCUCAGUAAAGCCCGUUACCGCUUUAAUGUCAAGGUAUGGGAUGGACGUUUUUUCAGCAUAUCAUCAGUCACAGUGCUUGUGAGAGAAGCUAUUGAGAGUGGUCUUCUCUUCACCCUCCCGGUGUACACCGCCUCCAUCCAAGAGAACAUACCCAAUGUCACUGUAGUAACUGUUGUCAACACAGUUGGCCACCGCCUUAAUGAGCCACUCAGGUACUCUCUGCUGAACCCGGGAGGGCGCUUCACCAUCCGACCCACCUGUGGAGUGCUGCUCACCACCGGUGUGCCUUUCGACCGUGAGGAAAAGGGGAGUUACGAGCUGGUGGUAGAAGUCACCAGAGAGGAUGAGAUCUUGAGAGUGGCCAGGGUGACUGUGCAAGUACAGGUGGAUGAUAUGAACGACAAUGCACCAGAGUUUGUGAACCUCCCGUAUUACGCUGCGGCGCAGGUGGAGGCGGAGCCAGGAUCAGCCAUUUUCAGUGUCUCUGCUGUUGACCAGGACUAUGGUUCAAAUGGAGAAGUGACUUACAGCCUCAAAACGCAACACAGGAACUUUGAGGUGAAUCCUUUGACAGGAGAACUAAUCUUAAAGAAAGCUUUUGAAGCAGAUUUAUCCAACGCAGAAUACAAAGUGACUCUUGUAGCCACCGAUGGAGGCACCCCCCGUCUGUCCAGUGAGGUUGAGGUGCCUGUAACAGUUGUAAACAAGGCCAUGCCGGUAUUUGACAAGCCCUUUUACGGUGUCACUGUCAAAGAAGAUGUGGCUGUCUCCAACUCUGUUCUGUGCAUCAAUGCCAGCAGUCCUGAAGGCCAGGAUGUCAUAUUCACCAUCACAGAUGGAGACCCUUCCCUGCAGUUUGACAUUGGAUUUGACACCGGAGUCAUCAGUGUAAUUUAUCCAUUAGACUAUGAGACCACUCAAUACUACCGGUUAACAGUGAAGGCCACUGAUACACUGACCGGGGCCAAGUCAGAGGUCGAUGUGGACAUUGUUGUUCUGGACGUGAAUGAUAACUCACCAGUGUUUCAAAACACCUCCUACUCGGCGGUCCUGUCUGAGAACGCCAUGACCGGAACAUCGGUGCUACAGAUCUUUGCCCAGGACCAAGACUCAGAAAAGAAUGCAGUGGUGACAUACCAGAUCCUAUCUGACAUCUACAAUAGCUCUGACUACUUCCAAAUUGACAGCAACAGCGGAUUGGUAUUUACAUCACGGAUGCUUGACUAUGAGUAUAUGCAGCGCUACAAUUUCAUUGUAAGAGCAACAGACAGUGGAGAGCCUGCUCUUAGCAGUGAUGUAAGUGUCACUGUGACUGUGACCGACACAAACGACAAUCCGCCCAAUUUCAGCCAAGCACUUUACGAGGCUUUUGUCAGCGAGCUGGCUCCGAGGGGACAUUUUGUAACUUGUAUCCAGGCAUCAGAUGCUGAUAUUUGUGACUCUCAAAGGUUGAGGUACAGCAUUCUCUCGGGGAAUGAGAAAACAACCUUUAUGAUGGAGCCAGAUACAGGGGUUCUCCGUCUGUCAAACAAAAGGAGACAAGGCAUGAAAUCCUUGUAUCGGCUCAAUGUGUCUGUGUCAGAUGGAGUCUUCACCAACACCGCACAGGUUAUUGUACGCGUGCAGGGAGCUAAUCUGUACAGUCCAGUGUUCAGCCAGAGGUUCUACCUGGCUGAGGUCCAGGAAAAUUCUCCUCCUGGUACUAAUGUCAUUCAGGUUCGUGCUACAGAUGAGGACUCGGGGCUGAAUGGGCAGAUCACCUACUCCUUUAUAAAUGACCUUGGCAAAACUCAAUUCACCAUUGAUGCAGAUGGUGUCAUUUCUACUGUUGAGAGAUUAGACAGAGAAAAUCCACUUUUUAAGGACAUGGUACUGACGGUCAUGGCCUUGGAUGGUGGAGGCCGGGCGUCCUUUUGUACGGUGCGAGUGGUCCUGGCAGAUGAAAAUGACAACGCCCCUCAGUUCAGGGCAGUGGAAUACCGCCUGAGCAUUAAAGCCAACGUUGCUAAAGGUUCUCUGGUCACACAGAUUCAGGCCACUGACCCUGAUGCCGGCUCUAAUGGAAGGAUAACCUACUCCCUUUACAGUGAGGCCCGGCUCUCCUUGGUCGAUGUUUUGGAGGUGGAGCCAGACAGUGGUUGGAUGAUGACGAAAAGUGUAGUGGAUCACCUUCAGGGAACUGUGCUGUCCUUCUUUGUGAAGGCCACAGACUGUGGCUCUCCUCCCAAGCACUCCCUGGUGUCCGCCUUCAUCCACGUCGUCCCCCCGGAUGCGCUGGUCCCUUCCUUCAGCCAGCCUCAGUACUCCUUCACCAUCCCUGAGGACACAGCAGUAGGGACGGCGCUGGGGUCAGUCUACCUGGGCCCUGGGCAAAAAGGGCUGUUUACUGCUGUCGGAGGAGAGAUGCCCGACAGCAACCAGGGCGAAACCUUCCAGGUGGACACGGAGACCGGUCUCAUCCGUCUACUCAAGCCCCUGGACUACGAAGAGGUCAAUAUUUACCGCUUUAAAGUGGCAGCAACAACAAGAAAAGACCUGAUCGAGUCCGUCUCCACUGUGGACCUUGAAGUUAAGAUUCUAGAUGUGAAUGACAACAAGCCAACAUUUGAGACUAACACUUACAUCGCUACUGUGAUGGAGGGGAUGCCAGUGGGAACUAGAGUGAUCCAAGUGCGAGCACUUGAUCCAGACUGGGGCUCUAAUGGACAGGUGACCUACAGCCUUGGACCUCUGCUCACCUACAGUCUUGGCUUGACUCGGGACAUUCCGCCCCUCGCUGACCCUCUGAGCCCGAGUUCUGUAUUUGCCAUUGACAGUAAAACCGGCUGGAUCACCACAGUGGGUCAGAUGGACCACGAGGUCUGCUCCAGCUACAGCUUCGAAGUGGUGGCCUCCGAUCUGGCCGAGUUCCUGCCCUUGUCCUCCACCGCAGUGGUCACCAUCACUGUGUCAGAUGUGAACGACAACCCCCCGUGGUUUGAGAGGGAGUUCUACAGAGGUGCCGUGAGAGAGAGCGAUCCCCUCGGUGAAGUGGUAGCUGUCCUGAAGACCAGAGACGGAGAUGGCACCGAUCAAAACCGCCUUGUUAGCUUUUAUAUCACAGGUGGAAAUCAGCGGGGUGUGUUUAGCCUGGCCCUUGUGCAGGGGGAGUGGAAGGUGUAUGUCAGUGACCAGUUGGACCGUGAGCAGCAGGACUGGUAUCUGCUGAAUAUCACAGCCAGCGAUGGCCUCUUCGUCGCCCACACUGCUGUGGAGGUCACCGUCAUGGAUGCCAACGACAACAGCCCCAUAUGCAACCAGGCUGUAUAUAGUGCCUCUUUUCCUGAAGAUAUUCCUGCUAACAAGGGCAUUCUGACAGUGGGUGCAACAGAUGCUGACUCAGGUUCUAGCGCAGAGAUCCAAUAUUCACUGUUUGGCAUUGGUGUGGAAGAUUUCUAUAUGGAUGCUAACACUGGUGAGUUGCGAACAGCCACCGCGAUGGACAGAGAAAUGACACCUGCCUACAAACUCAUUUCCCAAGCAACUGAUGGGGGAGGGCUGUUCUGCAGGUCUGACAUUUCUCUACAAUUGUGGGAUGUGAAUGACAACGCCCCCUUGUUUUCCUCCUCUCAUUACCUGGUUAGUGUGUAUGAGAGUGCUGCCCCCAAAGCAUUACUUACCCGACUGCAAGCCAGCGACCCAGAUGAAGGUUUGAACCGUACACUGGUCUAUUCCCUGGUGGAUUCUUUGAAUGGGUUUUUCUCCAUCGACCCAGUAACUGGAAUAGUAGUCUUAGAGAAAUCCCUGGACAGAGAGAGCCGUGACUCAUACCGUCUUCGUGUCCAGGCUACUGACCGUCUUGGGCAAGAGGGGGCACUUUCCUCACAGGUUGAUGUGACUAUCAUGGUUCUUGAUGUAAAUGACAAUGCUCCAGUGUUCCAGAAGAGGGAAUAUGCAGUAACUGUCCCCGAAGAUGUAACUGUGGGGACUGAGGUGCUACGCUUGUUAGCGACAAGUGCUGACAUUGGACCUAAUGCUGAGAUCAGCUACAGCAUCCGGUCAGGCAACGAGUUAGGAAAGUUCAGCAUAAACACAAAACUGGGCUCAAUUUCUGUGGCUGAGGACUUGGACUUUGAGGUGUGUAAGGAUUAUUACAUCACUGUAGAGGCAUGGGACAGUGGGAAUCCUCCCCUUAGCACAGCUACCAUGGUAAUCAUUGAGCUCAUGGAUGUCAAUGACAACGCUCCGGCUUUCGAUCAAGACAUCUACAAUGUACUCAUUGGCGAGGACGCAUCCAUAGGGCAGACAGUUACAAAGGUAUUUGCGGAAGAUCUGGACAGUCAAGUGAAUGGUCGGAUCACUUACUCCGUUUUAAAAGGUGAUCGAAGCAAUCACUUCUGGAUCGAUCCUGUAACAGGACUGCUUAAGGUCAAUAAGAGGCUUGACAGAGAACUAAUAUCCAAGUACACUUUGUCGGUGCAGGCAUUCGACAGUGGCUCCCCUGCCAUGUCCUCCACUGUUACAGUUAACAUCAACAUCUCUGACAUUAAUGACAACCCUCCUGUUUUUAGUCCUCCCAACUCCACCGCCGUCUUACAGCUGAACCAAGCUGCUGGCACCACCCUGCUGAAGCUGUCAGUUAGUGAUAAAGACUCUCCAAGACAUGGCCCUCCCUUUGUGUUUCGCAUUAAAUCAGGAAAUGAGGGAAAUUAUUUCACUUUGGACCAGACUGGGACUCUGAAAUCGAAACGUUUGUUUGGCCCUGAAGAUCCAAGAGAGUUCAGCCUUGAAAUCCAGGCAAGUGACUCUGGUAAGCCCAGUCUCACCUCCUCCUCUUGGGUUUUUCUGAGAGUGAUUGGGAACAGCCAGUACAAGCCAACUGUCUCCCCUUUGGAAAUCUUCAUUGUCAUGUUAACGGAUACAUUUCCGGGCGGUCUGAUCAGUCAGAUCUAUGCGACUGACCGCGACCCCAGCGAUGUCCUCUCAUUCAUCCUGAAGCCUGAGUCCCAGAGUAUGUUUAAGAUCAACAGACAAGAUGGCAGCAUAGUAGCUCUGCCAGGCCUGGAACCUGGGAGAUACCAGAUGAAUGCAACAGUGAGUGACGGCCGUUUUGCUGUGAUCGCCGACGUGUCAGUCCAGGUCGAACAAGUGACUGAUGUGCUGCUGCGCAGCGCCCUGACCUUACGGUUCAACUCCCUAUCCCCUGAGGAAAUACUUGGACGCUACCUUAACCAGAUCAAAUUAAACCUAAGGGAAAUAACAGGCUGGAAAUGGUCACCAAGGCAACAGGAUCCCCUUCACCUGCUCAGCGUGCAGCCAGUGCCGGAGACGCAGAACGUGGACUUGGUUCUGGCCAUGGAGAUGCCCGAGACGUCAGGUAGUGGGAAGAUGGAGGGGUUCUACUCCCCACAGGACCUGUCUGCAAAGCUGAGGGAGGCCGCAGCACGCGGUCAGAUCCGCGGCGUUCUGGCCGGGGCCACCGCGGUGGGGAACACCUGCUCCGGGAAGUUGGAUUGCGGAGAGCGGGUGUGUGAAAAUGUACUGGUGAUGGAGGGGGACUCACCUGUGAAGUACAGCACAGAAAGAGUCAGCUUAGUUUCACCAACUUUCAGCCGUAGAGAGACCUGCAUCUGCCCGGAAGGGACAUGCCCCACCCCUAUGGAGCUUUGUGAAGGUCAGUCCUGUCCAGCAGACAUGCAGUGUGUCCGUUCUGGUCCUACAGCGCCAUCUGUCUGCCAGUGCCAGCCAGAGAGACUGGACCAGUGUGCAGGCCAAACCUCUCUGAGCUUCUCGGGAAACAGUUACAUCAAAUACAGGGUGACAGAGAGUGGCCAGAGUGGAGAGAUGAGGCUCAGCCUGAGGAUUAGAACACUUCAGAGAAGGGGAGUCAUCAUGUUCACACGGGUUAACCCCUGCACCAUGCUCAAGAUUGAAGCAGGGCGACUCUGGUUCCAAUUGAACUGUGACAACACUCUUGGCAUUAUGGGUAUCUCUGACAGACCAAUAAACGACGGCCUUUGGCACACAGUUGCUUUGGAGCUGACCAAGAACUACAGCCUCCUCUCAUUGGACGACAGCUACGUGGAACGCCGCAGAGCAGCCCGAGCCCCCGUUCGCCUUUGGCCUCUGGCUCCCGAUUCAUCCUUUUUCUUUGGAGCUCAAGUAAGGCCGCCGAAUGUACAAGGUGAAAGGCCCAGCCCCGGACAAGGGAAGAGUGAAGUAGGGCCAGGACCAGGAGACCGUGUAGUGAGGGGCCCUCCCAGAGCCCAGGAUGGUUUCCAAGGUUGCCUGGGCUCACUGAUGCUGAAUGGUAAUGAGCUGCCUCUCCAGAAUAAGAGGAGCCCUUAUGCUGAGAUAGCUGGUCUCAGCGAUGUCAAGUUGGGCUGCGUGCUUUAUCCAGAUCCAUGCGUCAGCCAGCCCUGCCUCAACGGAGCCAUCUGCAGCAGCCUGCCCUUUGGAGGUUUCAUGUGCAGUUGCAGCCCUGGAUUCACCGGGGGGCGCUGUGAAAUUGAACUGACAUCCUGCAUGCCUAACCCAUGCCAGAAUGGUGGGGACUGUAAGCCUGUAGGCAGUGCAUUCCUCUGCAGCUGUCCUAGAGGAAUUGGGGGACUUAUAUGUGACGAGGAUGUAAAUGAGUGUGACCAGGGCAAUUGUGGAAAUGGAGGAGAAUGCAUCAACAUAUUUGGGUCAUAUUAUUGUAAUUGUUCGGAGGGAUAUGACGGUCAGUUUUGUGAUGAUCAGACCCCUGGUGAUGACACACAGGCUGAGCCGCUGUCUUACGUCGGACCAGGAGAGAUAAUUGGCAUUGGAGUCCUUGCCUUCGUCAUCAUUUUACUCCUCAUACUCUUCAUCGCUUUUAGGAAAAAAAUCAAAUUCAGGAAAGACUCAGAUCCGGGGAUACAGGCUGUGAUGGGCAUCUCAGCUGUUUCUACAGAGACCAACUACAAGAUGCACAAGACUGGCACGGGGGCAGAGGGAAUUGAGUUUAAAGCCGUGCGUGUGUCCGGUUCACCCGUAAGCACGGGCACUUAUGGUGAGACGGUAUGCAGCGGCGGGGGCCCUCCGCAGGUCAUGGUGCGCCCAAAUCCCCACUCCACCCUCCCGGGGGCACUCGGACAUCAGGCCAUGAGGGGUGGAGAUGGUGACAAGACCAAUUCCACUGAAAGCAGUCAGAUGAGCAGCUUUCUCUCAGACACAGCGACUGUCCGAGGUGUGGCCAACAGGAGGGGCAUUGCAGUGUGCAGCGUGGCACCUAAUCUCCCCUCGAUGUCAGCCCGUCACUCAGAGCACAGUCCGGCCCACAAAGUGUCCUGGGAGGGUGAAGAAAUGAGGGGGAAAAGGCUGGAGAGGCUUAGAGAUGAGAGAGAGGACGAAUGGGGGCAGAGAGCUUUUGAGCUGGAGAGAACCCACAGGGAAAACAGUCCAGAGGAUGUGCCAGGGCUGGCAGAUGAAGUGGUCCAUCUAUCAGACUCCACCUCUGAGGAGCGCUCCCUCAGCUCCUACACCUCAGAGUCUUUCGAUGACAACGCUUCCAUAGUGACAGUUAUACGUCUUGUCAAUGAUGCUGUUGAUGAUAUUGAAAGUGAAGUGUCAAACAUGGACAAAGAACAGCGGUGGAACAGCCGUGCCAGUCACCACCUGCAGAGCAAGGAUGAGACUUGUGUGGAGUUCAUCAAAGAGUACAUUGUGGAUUCAUACAGGUGGGAGACUUCAUGUCAGAAUUCAAGUUGGCUGUCGCCAUCACAUUUGCAUCCGCAAGAGGGAGGAUCCCAUUACGACCUCAAUGACGUCCAGCAGAACAUUAGACGCGGAGGCAGCACGCGCUCGCUCCAGCUGGACUACAGAAUGACGGGCCACAGUGGUGACAGAGGCCACGAGCAUGGUCGGGAGAGCAAGAGGCGGACAUACCAGUGGGAGAGGAAUAAUUCCGGUGAGUGGGAGAGAAAACACACUGUGUACAGAGAGGAAAUGAGAAGGCGUGAAAGGGAAGAAAAGAACACCGGCAUGAGGCGCGGGGACAUGGGGCCACCGCAGGACCGCAGAGACCAUGACAGCAGUGACGACAGCUCCUCUCCUGUUUAUGAGGAAUACAGUGAGCCCAGCCACGAUCCACAGCAAAAUGAAGACAGAGAGGGUAUUUAUGACACUCUUCCUCCGACUCGACGUGCCUAUGAGGGGUAUCCGUCAAACCCCCCGGGCCUCAACCUGCACCCAGCUCAAUUAAUGCCUCCUCUCAGGGCCUGGAACGUACAGGCAGAUGAAUGGAGGGAAUCACAGGAGGAUCACAGAGGACUUGGCUCUAGUAGUCUCGCAGGUUCUGGGGACGAGCUAGAAAGACUACUUAAUCUGGUGUCACUCAGAGCCAGGAGAGCCACCCGGAUCAACAGAGCCUCCACCUGAACUGAACCAGCAGCAGCCUGAAACGGUUUCAAUCAGCACAGAAGACUGGUCAAAAGAUUAAAAAUGAAUAUCCCCCUUAUAAAUGGCAGAGAGAGAAUGUUUCUCUUUGACGGAUAGUCAUGUUUUGAUAUUGCACCACAGGUGGCUCAUCUAAAAAUAGAUUACCUAAAAAAUUACCCCGCAUACCUCAAACAUUCAGCGUUAUUAUCCAGAUGUAAACAAGCUUAAAUCCACCACCAGUCCCCUGCAACACUUAUGAGCUUGAGGAAUAAAAGGAAAAAUGUGUUCUCACCUGUGCUGUGCGAGAUAGCGCUGUGAUUGGCUGUGAAUCGGUGUUUUUCCAUUUAUUAUUUAAUCGCCGAGGCAAAGUGCUCUAAGCCAGCCUUUCUCUCUGUUGGAUGAUACCAACAUACAGUCGCGUGGAAAAGAAAGUGUUCCAUCUUUAAACAUCACCUGGCCUCUCUGGGGCGUUAGUGUGAGGUAAAUACAACCAAAGAUGAACAACAAAUUACUGAAACAUUAUAAACAAGUCGAAAUGCCGAAGCUGUGUUAAAAAACCCCAAACCACAGUAUUCAAGAGUUUAUGGAACUAGUGUUGUUUCCGCUUUUCUCCAAAGAUAGCGCUGUGAUUCAUAAACCAAAUAUCCCAUCUGUCCAAGGAACCAUACUGGAGAAGCUUUGUGGAUUGCUGGGAUGUAGCGUGGCAAACUUAGGUCUGUUUUGAGAGAAGAGGCACUGCAUUGCCUGACCCUCCACUUGUGAAUGAUAUUUCUCACAAUGGAUGGAUGGAUGGACCACAAAUUGUCUGAAAAUGACCUCAUUAUGGCUACUCUAAGAUCAUUGCUGAUGUAUUUCCUCUUUGGCAUUGUGUUAACACAGACUUGAAUGCUCCAGACCUGCAAACAGUAUAGCCCUUUUUCCCCUACUGGACAUGCUCACUCUUGCUGAUGGAUAAGUUAGUGAAGUGCAUUUGAUUAGCAGCAUCGACUGCUCUUAACUGCUUUGGAAGUUCUAAAAGAACAUUUAGUUGUUUUUAUUUGCACAAGGCUUCUGCAUUUCUCCUGUUAUUCUUCAAUUAUGUGGAAAAGAGGACAGAGUGCACUGCAUCGUGACUUUCUUUGUUUUGUGUUCUGAGGUGGUAUUGACUUAAUUAUAAGACCUGUAACAACCAAAUAUUUGUUAUCAUGUCCUGGUGAAUUUUAAAAAGUGGAAGGGGAAUGUUUUUUUCUUCACAUUAUUAUAUUGUAUGCAUUUGUUUUGUGAAUGACAUACUUUAUUUCAUUGGAUUCUGAACAUGUUGGCAAAUGCACCACACAAUUUUUUUUGUGAAUUCAACUAGGUUUUACUCAUGCAUUUAUUAUUUUCACUGACAUAUGCUCUGGGUUAUUGUGCAAAGAGCUACACACCCACAUCCUUGACACAGCCUGAAAGAUUGUAUUAAGAUUGCCAGAAUAUGAUACCAGGGGAGCUAUACUUAAUCAUCCAAUUAUUGUAUGAAUAUUUAUUCAAUAACAGUUCAUUUGUGUGGGCCUCCUCAUCAACACACACAUCACAGAUAUCUGAAUAAAUGAAGCUCUUAUGGUUAUGCUACGUAUUAGGUUUUGGCCAUUUGUCUUAGCUUAUCAUACCAGUUGUGCAGUAAUGAAACACGGUGUUGGAAACAUAGACAAUCACUUAUCAACACAACUUCUAAUACUCUUAACUCUGAAUGUACAUUAUGUAUUUUGUAUAUAUCCCCAAAGCCCUACUUUUAGAUAGAAGUAAGUCUGUUGUAGGCGUGUUGUUAACAGAAGAAAUGUAUUAAAUGACAUUAUGUACUGAAAGGCUCAGAGAAUAGUGUGGAAAUACAACCGUGAAGAGCAGAAUCACUCAUCCAGGAUGUGCACAUGGUUGGUGGAUAGAUAACACAGUGUAAAUUCUGCUGCGCACUCAGUUCACACACAACAGAGGAAAUACAAAUGGAAAUUAGGUCCAUGUUAAACAAUAGUGAAUUUAGAAUUGGUAGUUUUUCAGGAUAAACAUAUUUAAGAGGCAGUCUAAGGUAGUUGUUUAUUGGGAACAAGCCAGACCAAAUAUUGGCUCUAUAGACAUAGUUAGUUAGGAUAAAAGCCACACAAACCAUCCUUUUUCUCACAGUUGCCAUACACAGUAUAUCUACUUGUGAACCUACCUGUGUUAAACACUCUUCUGGGGUUGGGCUGAGGGAAAACAUUCACAUCUUACCAAGGGGAUAUACAUAGCUGACAAUAUGCAGAGCAAACUGUUUCGGUUUCCUAAAGGACAACGCAUCAAGAGUAAAUGUAAAUCAUCCCCAUCUGACAGCACACAAUGAAACUCAAGGGCAAACAAUUUUUUCUGAAUUGAUUUGUUGUCAAAAGAACGAAGAAAUUUAAGAUUUUAAGCUGCUCACCUAAUGGACUGAUCAGGAAUUACUCUAACAUCCCACACUAAUGGCCACAUGUCUAUUAGCAGGCACUGUAACGGUCAUUAUCAGGCUUAGUGUCUUUCAUUCAUGCCUCUAAGCAUGAUGCUCUCCAAUCCAUUCACUCUCUUGGCUCAUUCUUAUUCAGGUCCUAUCUGUAAGUGGGUCCCUGAAGUGUCCCAGCCGUGUGAGGUAACAGACAGGGAAACAUCCUGGGCAGGUCAAACUAACACACGAACAAACACACUCGCACCUGUGGGCACUUUACAGUUUCCAGUUCACCUGGCCUGCAUGUCUGCAGACUGUGGAGGGAAAUCGGGACACCCGCAGGAGACCCACAGGAAUACAGUGAGACCAUGCAAACGCAACUCAAAACAGCAGCAUGCAAAAGCUGAAUUAUUAAAGUCGGAGCUUCAGUGCUGUGAAUCAGCUCUGGGACACCUUUGCUGUCGGUUUUUAAUACUUGACUGCCGUCUUUUCCAGUUGAAUCAUCUUGUAAACUUCCUCUCAGAUAUUCAGGAUUUGACAUUUAUCUAAGUGUCACACUGUCUCUUUACACUCUUAUAACUUGCUUACUGCUCUCCAAUCAAACAUAUUCCUCCUGUAUUGGAAAAGGUAUUUGUCCUAAGGGUGAGUUUGUUCCUGGUGUUUCCUAGCAGGCUAGUUAUAGCUCAAAGCAGACUGUGUCAGAAAAAUAAUACCCAUAAGAUAUUUAAUCCUGUCGAGUCAGUCUUGUCACGCCUCUUAUAUGUUUUUCUUUUUCUCCUCACUGGAAUCUGGCAGAUUCGUUUAGCAAAGCUUUAGCUUGUCAAUGUCCUGGGAAGACGUGGAAGUGUGAGACCGUCUUCUGGAAUGUUAAAUACAUAAACAGCUAAACAAUACAUUUUACUUAGAAAUCCUCUGAGAUUAUUUGAAAAGGCUGUUGUGAUCAUAGGUUAGAUUGCUUUGGUGACAUAAACUGUCAACCGCUAAGCAGAUUGUUAGCAUAAUCUAUGUAUUAUGCCUUUUUGUUUACCACAGGAAGAUAUUUCUUUGU
Menidia menidia (Atlantic silverside) is the source of this 16370-nucleotide messenger RNA. NCBI's taxonomy places the organism in Eukaryota, Metazoa, Chordata, Actinopteri, Atheriniformes, Atherinopsidae. The record is from the annotation of a GenBank genome assembly.